CUGCCUUGACUUCUUGCACUGCCAUGUCUUCCUGACAUCUUCGAGCAUUAUUAGCGAGUCCUAAAAUCUAAUCAGCACCUCUUCCCCGCGCUCGUCCCGGAACAUAAACACAAAUCUCGCCAUGGGGCGAGAAACCGGCCACCGACGGCGCCCUUACCCGACAAUGUUUGCCCGCAAACCCGCCAACCUCCUCGCGCUGAUCCUACUCUUCGUCAUUGGCGCCUCCAUUUUUAAAGUCGAGCUGGGAAACGGUCCCUUCGACCCGAGAUCGCUCUAUCGCCUGGAUCGUCAUCACAAAGAGCCUGGAUACUGGGAUUGGGAGACUACGACACGCUUCUCGCGCACACAGAAUUACAAAGUCGACGACGACCAUAUCUGCGAUUCGUUCCCGACCUAUCUGCUCCCGCGCAUUCAGAUCGUCCUGAAGAUUGGCGCUUCGGAGCCGCAGGACCGCGUUAACGCUCAUUUGUCGACCGUCACGCGGUGUAUUUCCAACCUAAUUGUGGUUUCCGACCGGGAGUCCGAGCUGCAAGGCCACCAUGUGCACGACGUGUUGGCCACGUUACCCGAGUCCUUCCGAGCGAACGUGUCCGACUUUGAGGCGUACGAUACACUGCAGAAUGGCAGACUGAAGUCGGUGGCUGGUCCCCAGGGGUGGCGACUCGACCGGUUCAAGUUCCUGCCCAUGGUGGAGCGGGCGCAUGAGAUCAACCCGACCGCCGACUGGUUUGUCUUCAUCGAAUCCGACACCUAUGUCGUCUGGGACAACAUGUUCCGUCUGCUCGACCAAUUCAACCCCUCCGUUCCAUUGUAUAUGGGAUCCCCGUCCCCAGGCCGACCACUGGACCACGACGAAAUCUCCUACUUCGCCUACGGCGGAUCCGGCUUCGUGCUUUCCACGGCGGCGGUGAAGAAAUUGGUGGCACGAGAGACUGGAGCACACGGAGAGUAUACACAGCCGCCCCUCAGCGAGCAAUAUGAAGAUCUGGUCAAGGCGGACUGUUGUGGGGAUUCGAUCCUCGGCUGGGCUCUGCACGAGAAGGGUGUCGAGCUCUCGGGAUUCUGGCCCAUGUUCAACCCCCAUCCGUUGCAUGGCAUUCCGUUCGAUGAUGUGCACUGGUGCCAGCCAGUCAUCAGCAUGCACAAGACCCUGAUUUCGGACAUGGCUGGGUUGAUGCACUUUGAAAAUCAACGCGAUCGCAGUGAACCUCUCCUGUAUGCCGACUUGCUCGAGUACCUGAAACUGGGCACCUUCGAUGAACGUCUCGACUGGGAUAACGGGGAUUGGGGUGGCUGGCAGGAGCCUCCCGAGUCCCCCGGCCAUGCCUCCUUCGAUGCGUGUCGGGCUGCGUGCCACGAUCACCCGGAUUGUCUCAGCUUCACGUAUGACUCGACCGGACACUGCGUCUUCGUGCGGACUGUGCGACUGGGGGCGAAAAAGUUGUUGGGGGACGCCAACACCCGGCUGUCCUCGGGAUGGGACCUGGAGAAGAUCCAGCACUGGCGCAAUACCCAUCAGUGCGAGAGGCCACUGUGGGUGAAGCCAAGCACGACACGCAAGUUUUGAAUGGUGGGGAGAGUCUUAUCAGGAAGGCAACGGCGUUGGGACAUUUCUGGGAUGGGGUUUCUCACGGCUUUGACGAA
Molecule: messenger RNA, 1644 nt
Organism: Aspergillus aculeatinus CBS 121060
Lineage: Eukaryota; Fungi; Ascomycota; Eurotiomycetes; Eurotiales; Aspergillaceae
Product: family 31 glycosyltransferase
Exons: 2
Coding region: 122-1567 (481 amino acids)
Cellular component (GO): membrane
Molecular function (GO): glycosyltransferase activity
Source: RefSeq, a predicted model, not a curated record